AAAUAGGAUAAGUAUGGAGGGACAAGCGCCAUAAGUGCAGGUGAAACGGAAAGAUUUCCAGUCACGACGGCCGCUGCCACCAAUCCAUAAAAAACACUGAGAAUACAGCACACAGCCACCCAAAGUUAGAAAGAGACCUGUAAACAAUAACAACAACAAUGGCAGUGUCCUAGCACAAAUCCCUGUACCUACUACGUAUGUCUUUCCAAAAAAGAAACAAAGAAAAGGGCGUUGUUGGGCUCUUCUUGUUUUCCUUUUCUUUUAAGUUUUCUUGAUUCUAACGUUAUUUGAAUGACGAAGAAGAGGGUGUUGUUCUGUGGUCAAGGGGGGCUGGACAAUGGAAGCCUUCACGGAAGUGAACAAGGGAAUAAUGGAAUACGUGACAAAGAACAUGAUGAAUUAUCAGGAGACGAUGCCAGCCAUUUUAGCCUUACCGGUGAGAUUCUCCCUUCUCUAGGUGCCACCGCUCGUAGCAACCGCCGGGUCAUUCUCCGUCGCUACAUUCUCUCUCCCUUCGACCCUCGCUACAGAUUAUGGGAUACUUUCUUGGUAUUUCUAGUUUUCUACACGGCAUGGGUGUCUCCGUUUGAGUUUGGUUACCUUAGCAAACCUAGUGGGGGUCUGGCCAUAACAGAUAAUGUUGUCAACGGAUUUUUUGCCAUUGAUAUUGUUUUGACCUUCUUUGUUGCAUACCUUGACAAAAGUUCAUAUCUACUAGUUGAUAACCGGAAAAAGAUUGCUUGGAGGUAUACAAAAUCGUGGUUGGUCCUUGAUGUUAUCUCUACAAUCCCAUCUGAGCUUAUCAGGGAAAUAUUGCCUGAUAAACUUCAGUCAUACGGGUACUUUAGCAUGCUUCGCCUCUGGCGUCUCCGGCGAGUUAGUAAAUUCUUUUCAAGAUUGGAAAAGGAUAGGAACUACAAUUACUUUGUGGUUCGAUGCGUGAAGCUCAUAUGUGUUACUCUAUUUGUAGUUCACAUGGCCGGUUGCUUCUACUAUCGCAUUGCUGUAAAUUACAAGGAUCCAAGUAAAACAUGGAUCGGAUCCGUUUGGGAAGAUUUUCAUGGAGAGAGCCUGUGGAUUCGUUAUGUCAAAUCACUUUACUGGUCUACAACCACGCUCUCUACCACUGGAUAUGGUGAUUUGCAUGCUGUCAAUCCGCAGGAGAUGAUAUUCGUCAUGUUCUACAUGAUGUUUAAUCUUGGACUGACAUCAUAUUUGAUUGGAAACAUGACCAAUUUGGUUGUCCAUGCCACAUUCCGAACAAGGCAAUUUAGAGAUACUAUCCAAGCUGUCUCAAGUUUUGCACAAAGGAACCGCCUUCCGAUUCGGUUACAAGAACAGAUGCUUGCUCAUUUAUGUUUGAAGUACAGAACCGACUCGGAGGGAUUGCAUCAACAAGAGACCAUUGGUUCUCUUCCUAAAGCAAUUCGAUCGAGCAUUUCUAACUAUCUCUUUUAUUCACUUGUGGAUAAAGUGUACUUGUUUCGUGGGGUAUCAAAUGACCUGCUCUUUCAGCUGGUAAUUCUUUUACUUCAUCUUCUUGAUGGAUUAUGGAAGAAAUUUGGAAACUUUUUCCUGUUUUAGAGGUGGA
Molecule: messenger RNA, 1591 nt
Organism: Populus euphratica (Euphrates poplar)
Lineage: Eukaryota; Viridiplantae; Streptophyta; Magnoliopsida; Malpighiales; Salicaceae
Product: potassium channel AKT1-like
Exons: 5
Coding region: 292-1584 (430 amino acids)
Biological process (GO): transmembrane transport; potassium ion transport
Cellular component (GO): membrane
Molecular function (GO): voltage-gated potassium channel activity
Source: RefSeq, a predicted model, not a curated record